AUGGUGGAGUUGUCGUCACACUUAUCAGUGUCCCUGUGGGAUGGUAUUAUACCCUCCAAAGAGCACGCCCAAUUCUGGAUUCAUACCACAAACAAGUACCGUUUUAUUGAUCAGGGAAGCAAUCUCCGUGGUAAAGAUUUUAACCUGACGAUGCACUGGCAUGUUAUGCCGAAGACUGGGAAGAUGUUUGCAGACAAAAUUGUCCUGAGUGGUUUUCGCCUGCCUGAGGCAUAUAGAUGAGGAUGUUUCUUGUUUGCGUGACUUUGCUGUAACUUUAGUCUUCCUUUAUUUAGUCAUAUCAAGGGGAACUAAAACAGUAAAAAAAUGAAAGAGGAACAAUUAUGAGAUCGAAAAUCUUAGGGAAAAAAUAUUUAUCGCCUUUCUGAAUUAAUAGAUCUCCUUACAGUUUGGGAG
Messenger RNA from Ilex paraguariensis (yerba mate), 414 nucleotides. NCBI's taxonomy places the organism in Eukaryota, Viridiplantae, Streptophyta, Magnoliopsida, Aquifoliales, Aquifoliaceae. The record is from the annotation of a GenBank genome assembly.